ACAGCUCGGUCGCCUCAGUCGGCAGUUAUCCACGCAGCUAUCUAUAUUCAAUUUUUCUUAAAUUAGCCACUUUAAGCUUCGCGAUACCGCCCCCAAUUUCAGUGCCGGUACGGAGCCGUCAGGCCGGGACAGAGACGGAGAGAGAGGCCUCGGCCAUGGAAGCCCUAGGACCCGGGCCCCCGGCCCCAACCUCUCUCUUCCAGCCUCCACGUCGUCCCGGCCUCGGCACGGUGGGGAAACCCAUCCGGCUCCUUGCCAACCACUUCCAGGUGCAGAUUCCCAAGAUUGAUGUCUAUCACUACGAUAUCGACAUCAAGCCUGAGAAACGGCCUCGGAGGGUCAACAGAGAAGUGGUGGACACCAUGGUGCGUCACUUCAAGAUGCAGAUCUUUGGAGACCGCCAGCCUGGUUAUGACGGGAAGAGGAACAUGUACACAGCUCAUCCACUGCCUAUAGGAAGAGACAGGGUGGACCUGGAGGUGACUCUGCCUGGUGAAGGGAAAGAUCAGACCUUCAAGGUGUCCUUGCAGUGGGUGUCCGUGGUCAGUCUUCAGAUGUUGCUGGAUGCUCUGUCAGGUCACCUCAACGAGGUCCCCGAAGACUCUGUUCAGGCUCUGGACGUCAUCACGCGGCAUCUGCCUUCCAUGAGGUACACUCCAGUAGGGCGUUCCUUCUUCUCUCCUCCAGAGGGCUAUUACCAUCCUCUCGGUGGAGGCAGGGAGGUGUGGUUCGGCUUCCAUCAGUCCGUUCGUCCUGCCAUGUGGAACAUGAUGCUCAACAUUGACGUGUCAGCCACAGCUUUCUACCGAGCUCAGCCUGUGAUAGAGUUCAUGUGUGAGGUGCUGGAUAUACAGAACAUCAACGAGCAGACCAAACCGCUGACCGACUCACAGCGUGUCAAAUUCACCAAGGAAAUAAGAGGCUUAAAGGUAGAGGUCACACACUGCGGUCAGAUGAAGAGGAAGUAUCGCGUGUGCAACGUCACACGCCGACCUGCCAGCCACCAAACGUUCCCCUUACAGCUUGAGAACGGCCAAGCCAUGGAGUGCACUGUAGCUCAGUAUUUCAAGCAGAAGUACAAUCUGCAGCUCAAGUAUCCACAUUUACCCUGUCUGCAAGUAGGGCAGGAGCAGAAGCACACCUACCUUCCCCUGGAGGUCUGCAACAUAGUUGCCGGCCAACGAUGUAUCAAGAAACUGACAGACAACCAGACUUCCACCAUGAUUAAAGCUACAGCUCGCUCAGCCCCUGACAGACAAGAAGAGAUCAGCAGACUGGUCAAAAGCAACAGCAUGGUUGGGGGCCCAGACCCUUACCUCAAAGAGUUUGGCAUUGUGGUUCACAAUGACAUGACCGAGGUCACAGGGCGUGUUCUCCCAGCGCCCAUGCUGCAGUAUGGGGGCCGGAACAAAACGGUGGCCACGCCCAAUCAGGGCGUGUGGGACAUGAGGGGGAAGCAGUUCUACGCCGGCAUCGAGAUCAAGGUGUGGGCUGUGGCCUGUUUUGCGCCACAGAAACAGUGUCGCGAGGACCUGCUCAAGAGCUUUACUGACCAGCUGCGGAAAAUCUCAAAGGAUGCUGGGAUGCCCAUCCAGGGCCAGCCAUGUUUCUGUAAAUACGCCCAGGGAGCCGACAGUGUGGAGCCCAUGUUUAAACACCUGAAGCUGUCGUAUGUGGGUCUGCAGCUGAUCGUGGUCAUCCUCCCCGGAAAAACACCAGUCUAUGCUGAGGUCAAGCGUGUGGGCGACACCCUCCUCGGCAUGGCCACCCAGUGUGUCCAGGUGAAGAAUGUGGUGAAGACGUCCCCUCAGACCCUCUCUAACCUCUGCCUCAAGAUCAACGCCAAGCUGGGGGGCAUCAACAACGUCCUGGUGCCUCACCAGAGACCCUCUGUGUUCCAGCAGCCCGUCAUCUUCUUAGGUGCUGACGUGACACAUCCACCAGCAGGUGACGGGAAGAAGCCGUCCAUCGCAGCGGUGGUGGGCAGCAUGGACGGACACCCCAGCAGAUACUGUGCCACCGUGCGGGUCCAGACAUCCCGACAAGACAUAUCCCAGGAACAGUUCUUCAGUCAGGAGGUGAUCCAGGACUUGACCAACAUGGUGCGCGAGCUGCUCAUCCAGUUCUACAAAUCCACGCGCUUCAAACCCACACGCAUCAUCUAUUAUCGAGGCGGUGUGUCUGAGGGACAGAUGAAACAGGUGGCGUGGCCGGAGCUCAUAGCCAUCCGUAAGGCGUGCAUCAGUCUGGAGGAGGACUACAGGCCGGGCAUCACCUACAUCGUGGUGCAGAAACGUCACCACACUCGACUCUUCUGCUCCGACAAAGCUGAGAGGGUUGGAAAAAGUGGCAACGUCCCAGCUGGUACCACAGUGGACAGUACCAUCACUCAUCCGUCCGAGUUUGAUUUCUACCUGUGCAGCCAUGCAGGGAUCCAGGUGAGAGUUACACAUUUAUAUUCAGCUGGUUGCAGCUCCCUCUGUGUCUCCUCCCGUUUGGAUCAGAACCUCCCUACCUGCGCCCGCUGCUCUCGCGCCGUCGCCAUCCCGGCGCCGGCCUACUAUGCCAGGCUGGUGGCCUUUAGAGCACGCUACCACCUGGUGGACAAAGACCACGACAGCGCCGAGGGCAGCCAUGUGUCGGGCCAGAGUAACGGUCGGGACCCCCAGGCUUUGGCCAAGGCCGUUCAGAUCCACUAUGACACCCAGCACACCAUGUACUUCGCCUGAGAUACCCAGCAAGUCAGCCACUCCACCCUCAGAUCUCUCCCCCUCCCUCCCUUGUCCCCCCCUCCCUCUUUGUCGUUUGUACUUUUUAUCUGCCAGUCUCUUUGACCUCUCACCUCUUCCUCUCUCCUCAUCACCCGUCUCCCACUCUUCACAGUCACCCUACAUUCUCACCCGUCUGCACCAAAGCGGCUCUUGGACAGGAGAAUCUGCUGCGUCUCCCAUUUUCUUCUCGUGCAGCAGAUUCUUUCCUUCUUUUUUUUUUUUUUUAAAUUAACACGGAACAAUCUCCAACCAGCGUUCCUAUUCGAGUCGCCUUUUUUCUUACCAGCAAUUCAGCACUCGGAACCUCAAAGGUUCACCGUGCACUAAAGGAAAAUGUUUUAAAAAAAACAUACAUAUAUAUACAUAUAUAUAUACAGUAUAUAUACUACAAGUUGAGCCAUUAUUUUACUUUUUUUUUUUUUUCUAUUUGAAUGUCUGCACUCUUGUGUUUUUAACAUACAAAGGGCGCGGGAGCAGCUCGGUGCGGUCCGGUGCCAGUGCAGCUCUUUGAAGCUCUCCCAGCUAAGCAGGACUCUUAUCUACUUUUACCUCAAAGCCCCUUUGGGCGAAAAAAAAAAAAAAUCUGUCACAAGGUCUUGGGUUUAUCGGGUAGUCGGGAGGGAAAUCUACACAAACAGAGACAGAGGGGGAGUCGAAGUUUUAAGAAUGAUAUAUAUAUUCACAUAUAUAUUAUAUUUUUUUUUCCUUUUUACAAGCGUGUGUGUUUUAACCUUUUUCUCCUUUUACAAGCGAGGUGACCAGGGUGUCCACGCCCAUACUUACUUUUCCUCCCAUUUUGGCAACGAUAGGCGCGUAUCUGUGUGUGUGUGUGUGUGUGUCAACCUCUCUGUAUAUACCUGUACUGCUGUCUGAGAGUGUGUGUCGUGUGUGUGUGUGUGUGCGAUGGCAGGCCACUGAAUUGUAAAAGGGAAAUCAAGGAGAUAUAACUGCUGUAAAUGCCUCAGAUUUGUUUGUUUUUAUACUCACACAUACAGUACAAAUAAGCAUAUUAUAUUAGAGGAACUCUUCAGACAGAUGACUUAAAGCUGGCUUCCUGUAGAGGCCGCUGGUUGUUAGGUAUUUGUGUCAGGCCUGGGUCACGUCUGUGCUGAAGCGGCUCGAGUUGCUUCUUUUUUUUCUUUUUCUUUUUUUUGGACGAGGAACGCCAACAGGCGGUGACGAGAACUACACUUUCGACAGAUUCUCAAUAUUAACAGCACCUGCAAGGCAUUCGGUUGCAUUACUGCCACCUUGUGGAUCCUUUUUCCACUGCUACUGUUUCAACUCAUAAUACACCACUGCACACUUUAAGACAAAACGGUUACUAAUAUUUCGAAUUACUGGAUUUUUUUUGUUUUGUUUUUUUGUACUUGUCUGUUAAUCCUAAAAAAAAAAAAAAAAAAUUAGCAACUUGAUUCUUCUGAGUGAGACGUGACUCCAGGGUCUGACGUGUAGCAGUAGUAACUGGUCUGGCCUGUGAUUGGCUCAGCACUGGGACCUGAUGAAUGAGCGACGGCAUUAAAAACACCAGAUUUGUGAUUUUUGUCAACCUUGUUUCCUGUGUGAGAGACAGGAUUAUUUUUCUUUCUUGGACCUGAUUCUCUGAAAAGAUUAUUAGACCAUGCCAUUGGUUUUUGCUUUUUAAUUUUCUUUUUUUUUUCGUCUUCAGUUUAAAGAGCCAGAAACCAAGAUGCUUUGCAAAACUUUCGAUAGAGGUCUCCUUUUGCUGACACCGGCCAACUCAUUGCACUGACCCGGGACGCUAGGCAAGCAACAGAGCUCACUCUACAAUCUCUCUCUCUCUCUCUCUCUGUCUAUCUCUCUCUCUCGCUCUACCUUUUAUGCAUUUAUACAUAUGAAUCAACAAAGCAGAUUUGUUAAAAAGUUUAAUAUAAGAUGUUUUGUGGUUAUCUUUAAAAGAAAAAAAAAGCUGUUGUUUAGAAUUCGUAGUUUACCCUCGAUGUUGUUGUUGUUAUCGUUGUUGUUGUUGUUGUCGAUGUUGUUCUUAACGUGAUGAAAUUUUAAGGACGGCAGCAAAGCCAGGUAUAUAGUUGUUAGUGCGACUUCAGGAAUAGACUUCAGUUGUUAAGCUGCAGGUUAAGGAGUUUCCUUUUUUUUUUAAUUGUUUUUAUUUUUUUUUUUUUUCAGCUAUUCUGGAUAAUAGUGAGGAGACGUAGGCCCCAGGGUGGACGGAUUUAUGCUAAUUCAGUCGCUCCUCACCAUAGACCGUAUAUAAGGAAUGGAUGAUGUGGUGGAAGUUGGCGAGAUUGAGCUCUGCCGAUUUUAGAAGGAACCACUUAUGAAUUUAAUUGAAGGCAAUGGGUUUUUUUUAAAUCAUCAAACAACUUUCCGGAGAUAUUUUGGCCCGUCGUUAGCUUCGAGCUACUUCGGUAAAACACGGUGGCCAAUGUGUUGCGUCUCGAUCACAUUUCAUGGAAAGAAUACAGGGCAUUACUAUGUUUGGUCUCGUGAUAAUCUCUCUCCGGUUUUGCUUUAUUGUCUAUUUUCCACCAAAUCGAAAUGAAAAUGAUUCUAAAUACUGAGCCCAUUUUUGAAAUGGCCUGAAAAACAGUUGUCUGCAGUGCCACUCAUGGCCAGCUGGGACCCUAAUUUCAAAAUUUUCUGUUAUGUUUUGUUUAAACACUGAGGGGGAUUUUUUUUUUUUUUUUUUUUUUUUUUUUUUUUAUCUUUUGUGGUUUAAAACCUGAAAUAAAUCCAUUUCCUAUAUACAUUCUAUGGUUGUAGUAAAAAUGGAUGGUGGCAAAUUUCUGAUAUUGUGUAGCACUCCAGGUGGUUGAACAGAGGUACUGCAGUUGUGGAUCAGUCAGUUGACAUCAUUUGGUUUUAAUCUGAAAGAUGGAGGGAAUUCAGGGAUUGUAAUCCACAGACUCAGAUUUAAGGGAUUUGUUUAAACUGCAGGUUUGUGAUUGACAAUGAGUUGAAUUUGUAGGCUUUUUUAUAAGAAAAGGAAAAAAAAUACAAUGAAUUUUAUAUUAUCUUGAGUGUGUAUUUGAAGUAUACCCAUGUUAAAGUGUUGGCUUCCUGUUUUUACUGCGUUUUUAACACUGGAUUUUACACCUUGACAGUAAACAAAAGCACUGCCCCCUAUUGGUGUGCAAGCACUGCGUUUGGAUUGGACAGAACAUUCUGAAGGCUUUUAUUUUGCGAUGAGGAGGUUUCUUUGGGGUGCACGCCUCAGCAGGGGGGGGGCAGCUCGGUUAAAUGAACUCUUUUGUAAUAAACCACCCGUAAAGCUGCAGGUUUACUAUGAAUGAGUUUGAGCACUUUUCCUGGUGUAGGCGUGAGUGGAGGGGGGAGGAGGAGAACGUCAGUCGUCUGUGUCCAGUCAGAGGGGCGGGGGGGCGGAGGAGGAGGAUCGGAAGGGAGCGCUCCGAGCAUGGUAUUCAAAAAAACUUUUUUUUUUAAAGGGAGUGGGUUAUUGUUUUGUUUUUUUUUAAUGCACUGGUUUCAGAACAUUGACCAUAUUUGUGGACGUAGACAUUUGUUAACAGAAGUGAAGCUGCAGGAAAAGACCCGAGGUUUUCUGCUGGUCGGGAAUUAAAAGAAACAUCUUUAUCUGAAACUACCUUUAGUUUUCGCCAUAAACAGUUCCCAAAACUAAGCUGUAAAUCGGGGUUGCACUUGAAAAUCCCGGUCAAAUCUGUCCAUAGAAAAUCUCAGAAAUCCCCAUUUUAGUUUGAGAUCCAUACAUUAGAAAAAAACAGAAGAAGAAGAAAUGUGUCUUGAGACAUUUGGAUUCAAGACAAACGGUUAAAGUGAUGACAUGACAUUUUUGGUUUGCAACCAGUUUUUAAAAAUUUACUGUAACAGAAAAUAUCCAAUUUCUUUUUAUCCCAAGUCAGUUGAACUGCGUGUUUUGGGUACUUCUUUCUGAAGCUUCACUUUAUCUGAACAUUACUGUAAAUCCCUUUUUUUUCUUUUUUUUUCUUUCCCAGUUAAUUCCUCAUUUCACGCAGAUCUGAUUUUUUUUUUUUAAUCACUCCCUGACAUAAAGCAAUAUUCACCGUCUUCUGAUAAUUCUGAUGUGGUUUAAAGAAAACAAAGCUAUAAUUCUACUCAUUGUGGUCUUUGGUCUACUUUUGCUAUUUUGUCUCUGUACUUCUCUCUCCUUAUAUAUACAUAUAUAUCUAUAUAUCUAUAUAUAAUUUUUUUUUCUUGUGUUAAUUUUAUUUGCUUGUAUCAAUCAGUGGGGUUGUGCAUUUUGGUGGAAAUAGAUGUGUAGAAUUUCUUCUUUUUUUUAUUUAGACUUUGCUCGCCUGCAUGCCAGAGUAUUGUCCUCUUUUACAAAAAAAAAAUUGGAAUCAUAUUUAUUACAAAAAAAGGAACAUUUCUUUGGGGGGUAAAUGUUUUAAGAACUAUUUUAGAUUAGCAAUAUUUGUCCAGUCUCUCUAUAUAAGACGUAUUUUAAAGAUUCCUACACUGUCCAUACAUUUUUGGGAGGUACAAACCUUUUUUUAUUCUGAGGCGAAGGGCCGACGGCAUCUUUGCGUCGUGUCCAAAUUCAAACGAGGUAAACUUUUCUUCAAACACGGACCCACGUUAAAGACCCGGGGCCCCUCUCCUCAGUUUGAGACUCCUCCUCCUUCCCAGUUUGUACCUGUCGCCACACCUUUUUGUGAUGAAUGAUGGAGGUGGGCUUUUACCUCUUUUUAACCUUUUUUCCCCCCUGAGUUUAACAACAAACGGACCCACACUUCCUGGUGUACCCCAGUUAAAAUGAGAGCAUGAAUUAUUUUUUAACUUUGAUAUAUUGUAAUAUCUUAACAGAUUUGUAAUUUCACAUUGUGUAUUGUGUAUUUUUCAUUUUAUUUCCUGUUUAUUUUUUGCUCCUUUCUUGUUUCUGGGGGGCGGGGGGGGUUUGUUAUCGCUCUGCUUUGUUUUUGUUGUUUGUUUCUGUUACCUAGUGGUCUCUGAAGCUGUGUGCGAUUGUUUUAAUAGCAAUAGAACCAGAGAUGGAAACAUCUAAUUCAGUUAACAGAACGUUUCCAGAACCCUUUCUUUACCACUUGUGAGCGGUUAUGUUUGAGAAGGGCAUGUGUUAACUUCAAGCCGCCAGCAGAGGGCCAUUCACUUACUGUUAUUGCUAUUCUUAUGUGACAUGUUCAAAUCAUUUUUUUUAGCCUGCAGGGAAUUCUUGUGUUAAUGUGCAAAGUAAUAAAUUGGUAUUUUAUGCCUAAAACAGA
This is a messenger RNA of Cynoglossus semilaevis (tongue sole), 7975 nucleotides long. It is a transcript of the gene ago4, whose product is annotated as argonaute RISC component 4. Gene Ontology annotation, molecular function: protein binding; RNA binding. Bases 156 to 2729 code for a protein of 857 amino acids. Lineage: Eukaryota; Metazoa; Chordata; Actinopteri; Pleuronectiformes; Cynoglossidae. The record is from RefSeq and is a predicted model, not a curated record. The transcript is spliced from 19 exons.